Messenger RNA from Acanthamoeba castellanii str. Neff, 1101 nucleotides. RefSeq lists its product as uncharacterized. The coding region runs from base 1 to 1101 and encodes 366 amino acids. The transcript is spliced from 6 exons. NCBI's taxonomy places the organism in Eukaryota, Discosea, Longamoebia, Acanthamoebidae. The record is from RefSeq and is a predicted model, not a curated record.
AUGAGGGAGAUAGACUUCAGUCGCGGCGUGCCCCAGGCUGUGCCCAAGCUUGUGCACAAUCUGCGACGAACGGUGCACGAGAUGACCUGGACCUGGCGAUUGAUUUUCCUUGGCAUGAUCUUGGCCGGCAUCUUGCUCGUCUACUACAAGACCAUCCUCGUCUGGGGCACGGUCAACCCGCUCUUCGUCUCCAUGUACACGAUGCCCUACCCUCCGCCCUACAUGAAGCACACCUUCGGAGCCCAAGGCGCCAUCGGGGAGCCGCCCGAGGGGUGGAAGCCCAAAUCGCGCGUCGUGCUCACCCUCACGACCAUGCCUCAUCAUCUGCCGCUGCUUCGCCCCGCGUUGGAUUCGCUGCUGGCCCAAUCGUUGCCUGCGGACAAGAUCUACCUCAACAUCCCGGAGGGCCGCAAUCGGAGGAACAACAUGAGCUAUGAUGAAGAGAUCGCAAAGCACCACAUCGUGUUCCCCACAGGCAUCACUGUCAACCGCUGUCAGGACGUGGGGCCGCUGACCAAGCUGCUGCCUGCCGUGCUGGCCGAGGAGAAAGGCGAUCCCGACACCAUCAUCAUCACCGUAGAUGACGAUCAAGUCUAUCCGCCCGACACCGUCAAGUACCUCGCCUGGUACAUGGAGCACUACUCGGAUACUGCGUUCGGAGUGUGCGGGUGGGGCUUCAUGUGGGUGCCGCCGCCCAUGGGUGUCGUUCCCGUCUAUUUGACGUACAUGCAAAGAGGGCCGGCUGGCACGAUGGUGGACGUAUUGCAAGCGUGCUGCGGUAACGCUUAUCGCGUGUCGUGGUUCGACUCGGCCAAGCUCAAGAACGAUCUGCCUUCUGAGUGCUUCACCACCGAUGACCUGUGGAUUGCGGGCUACCUCUCUGCGCAGGGCGACAUCAAAAAGGCGAUCAUUCCCAAGCGUUUGGAUCCGGACUCGCCGGAGUGGAAGGCGAACGAGCCCAAGAAGUGGCGACUCUCCACCGUCAACACCAACGACAUGAAGGACAUGAAGUGCAUCAACGGCGUCAAGCGAGUCUAUGGCGACUUCAAGACCGUGGCCGACCCACGCACCACCACGAUGGUCAACAAACCACGCCUCUGA